AUGGGAACUGCUGUUGAAGCUUCAAACCAGCUUAAUUCAUUUGAGGGUGCAAAUGUAAGCAGUGUAGAGGAAAAACCUACAGUUGUUUUUGUAUUAGGUGGCCCUGGCAGUGGAAAAGGCACACAAUGUACAAACAUUGUUCGACAGUUUGGGUAUACUCACCUCAGUGUUGGUGAUCUCUUGCGAGCAGAAGCGGAAUCUGGUUCAGAAAAUGGUACAAUGAUUGAAAAUAUGACCAAAGAAGGACAAAUUGUUCCCUCAGAAGUAACAAUGACGCUUCUGCAACGAGCAAUGAAGCAAAGUGGCAAUGACAAAUUUCUUAUUGAUGGUUUCCCUCGUAACGAGGAAAACCGAGCAGCAUUUGAGCAUGGGACUGGGAUAGAGCCAGUAUUCAUCUUGUUUUUUGAUUGCCCUGAGGAAGAGAUGGAGAAGCGUCUUCUUUGUAGAAACCAGGGAAGAAAAGAUGACAAUAUAGCAUCAAUUAGGAAGAGAUUUAAGGUUUUCUUGGAAUCUAGUCUUCCUGUGCUUGCUUAUUAUGAUGCUAAGGGAAAAGUGUGCAAGAUUGAUGCUGCAAGGCCUGUUGAAGAGGUUUUUGAGUCGGUCAAAACAAUAUUUGAACCAAAUUAUGUAUAG
Messenger RNA from Sphenostylis stenocarpa, 633 nucleotides. The record is from the annotation of a GenBank genome assembly. NCBI's taxonomy places the organism in Eukaryota, Viridiplantae, Streptophyta, Magnoliopsida, Fabales, Fabaceae.